GGCUUUUUUUUGCUUUCCGUAAGCAGUUGCAGUCUUAGUCUUUAACAAGUCGUUCGUGGGUCGUGUAAAUAAUCCCCGCAGUUGCCUAACAACAACUGCAACUAAGACUUUAAACUGACUGUAAUGAUGGGAUCAAAGCAAACGUAACUAUGCUCCCAGCAAUUACGCCGACUCGCACGAGAUUCCAGCACCAAUGCCAAAUGUGACAAAGCGAACGCGUGAAUGCCGCCCUGAAGGAGUAGCAAACGAAGCAAACAGAAAUAGAAAUCAAAUUACGAGUAAAUCAAGAAGAGCCACUACAACAACAACAACAACAACAGCAAAUUCGAAUCCACACACGCAUCCCCGGCCACGGAGCGUCACAUCUAGAAGACAAUAUAAUAUAAUUUUGAUUUACUUUAAUUUCGUUUGCAUCGAUUAAAACGUGUUUGUUUGCGUGCAAUCACUUUUUCCACCGUGUCCCGGCGUGUGCGAGAAAGUCUUGCAACGUACAAAACAACACGUUGAUAAGCACGGCCGCAAAAAUUCCCAAAUCCGUGGCAACAUCCAAACUGCAGCGCCUCAAAGCCAAAGCAGCUGCAAGUCAACACUACGGUGGCGGUUAUCGUAAGUCCGGUAACAGCGGCAGCAACGGCAGCGGCGGCGGCGGCGCUGGCAGCGGCGCUGGCAGCGACUUAACUAAUUUCACAACAACAGGCGGCUACAACUAUCAACGCGGUGGCGCUGCGGAGGAGCGUAGCUUUGCUGCAACAGCGGCGACGUCGGCGUUGGCGUUGGCGUCUACAGCUGCCGACACUGUUGGCGACAAGUCAUAUCACUACAACAACAACAACAACAACAACAUUAGCACUAGCAACAACAACAAUUAUCAAAAGUCAAACUACACCAGUGCCAAUUAUAAUAAUCAGACCCAAACAAACCACCUGCCUUACCAGCCUACACCAUACUCCUCCUCCCACAACAACAACAACAACAACAACAGCAGCAACAGCAACAGCUGCAGCGGAAACGGGGGAACGAUGAUGAUGACCAAACAGAAGUCAACGCUUACCGAGCGCCUCAAUAUUGGCGGGGACGAGGUUCGCGAGCUUAAAUUGGGCGCCACAUUCAAUCCGAAAAACACAUCGACCGCAUUUCACACAAUCAAAUAUGACUUUAAGCCAGCGAGUGUGGAUACGAGCCGUAUGGCAACUGUGGAUGUUGGCUCCAAUAAUCAAGUUACUGUUACCGUGCCAAAUUUAGAAAGUUCCGGUGUGCCUCAAACAGUUUAUAAGGGUAAUCACAAAAAAUAUACAAAAGAAUGCCUAAUCAUUUUCGACAAGGAAACGGGUGCUAUCACGUUAGAAAGGCUAAACCACAAUAUACAAGUGAAGAAGACAAGAAGCGAAGUGACAAACAAGCCAAGCUUGAUGUCUGCUACAAAUGCACCCAUGUCUAAUGGUGCUCCCGUUCCGUCCUCGGCGGCAGCUGGAACUGGAUCGGCGGGAAAAUUGGAAAACAGCACCAUGCGCAUUUCAUCCAAAACGAAAGUGUCCACGGGCAGUCGCCGGAACAACAUAAUUGAUUUUAAGCCACGUAAUUCGCCCAUGCAGCAGAGCUCACCAUCACGUCCAGUGGCCUCGCACAGGAGUCCGCAAUCGGCGCCAGCUUGGCAUGCCAACAAUGCCCAACAGACAUUGCCUAGCAUACCAAUGAUAAUGGACGAUGACGACUUUGGCCUCAGUGCUGCCCUGCACAAUGGCAGUCAAGCGAAUAUAUCGGGCUCUUCCACAGGCUCCUCAGCCGGCCAGCCGGACUAUGCGUCAGUGCACUCAGGAAAGCAAAGGCAGGCGACGCCGCAAGGUCACGCCAAACGUCAGCAACUGACUCAACGCUCCAGUCCUCCCAUGCAGCAGCAGCAGCAUCAAAAUUAUGGCCGAGGCAGCAACAACUACGCACAGCAACAACAGCAGCAGCAGCAGCAGCAGCUUCAACAACGCGCAUCCUUUAGCCAUAGCAAUCAUAGCAACAGCAUGCCCAUGGAUAUGGAUUCACCCACACAUAAUGAGCAAACCGCACAGUCUAUGGCGCAGGCGGCUGCCGCGCUGGAACAGCAAAUUGGUGGCGAACUGAGUGCAUCCAGCUCAAGUUCGGAGUCUGAUUCCAGCGACAGCGAUAGUGGUAGUGAUUCUGAUGACAGCACCGAGGAUGAUCGUCCCAAUCAUCAUACCAAUCAGCAGCUGCCGCCAGCGCAGCAACCACAACAUCAUCAUAUGCAGCAUCAGCAGCAACAACACAUGCAUCAGCUGCCCAAUCUGGAACUUGGUUCUGUAUCGCCGGCCUACAACAGUCAUCAUCAUCAUCAGCAACAGCAACAGUCGCAUCAUCAUCAUCAUCAUCAGCAGCAGCAACAACAACAACAUCAGCAGUCCGGCAUUUAUGCAUCAAACGGUGGCUUUCCCAAUGACUUGCUACAAAACGAUCUGCAAUUGUCCUCAAAUUCUUCCGAUGAUGAUGACGAUUAGCCUUUUUUAAUUGUAAACCAUUUAGUUGUAAUCUAUAUGCCUUCAUUUGAGUACUUUCAAACAAAUCAAGAAACUAACAUACAAUAGCAAUAGCAUACAACAAAAGGAAGAAAACUAUAGCAAAAACACUAUUAAUUAUUGAUAUUCAUUCUCUCUGCGUUUUUAAGUUGAAAUUAUUGAAUGGUGAAUUUAAUUGCUAGUGAAAUUUUUAUAAAUAAAUUCUUAGUUCUAUGAUUACGCAUACAUACAUAUAAAUAUACUAAAUAAUUUUUAACAUAAUUUUUACAAUUUCCAAAUGUGCUGGAGAACAUUGAAUGCAAAAAAAAAAAAAAAAAAACAGAAGAAAAUAACAAAACACGAAACACAAUUGUAAUUGUAAUGCUAAACGUACGUUUGCCAAUAAUUCAAUGUACAUUAAUUUUAAAAUUAAAUCAAAGGUUAUGUGAAAUUUGUUGGCAGUCCUGAAGAGUGCGCGCAAUGUUUAUAGAUUUACAAACAAACAGAUGACAACAAAAAUUAUUUAGUUUCUAAUAGAACCACAUAAAUAUAUAAAUAUAUAUACAAACACACACACAUACACACACACACAUAUUAUAUAUAUAUAUAUACACGUGUAAUUGUUAAGUGAGAAGAACGAUAACAAAAAAUGACCACAGCGGAUUUUUGCCAUUAAUUACGCAUUUUAGUCUAAGCGAUUUUCAGCUAACAUUUAGAUGUAACAAAACACUUUUUGACAAACAAA
This is a messenger RNA of Drosophila virilis, 3246 nucleotides long. RefSeq names its product ELL-associated factor (gene Eaf). Gene Ontology annotation, molecular function: transcription elongation factor activity. Gene Ontology annotation, cellular component: super elongation complex. NCBI's taxonomy places the organism in Eukaryota, Metazoa, Arthropoda, Insecta, Diptera, Drosophilidae. The record is from RefSeq and is a predicted model, not a curated record. Gene Ontology annotation, biological process: regulation of DNA-templated transcription; transcription elongation by RNA polymerase II.